UUUCUUCUUCUUCUUCUUCUUCUUCUUCUUACUGUUAUUACUGCUAUUUAAAAGACUUGAGUUACUAUUUAAAUAGCUCAACCUCGCAUUCACCCCAGCCCCUGUUUCAGAACGGAGACUGAGGGUCUACGAACAAGCUGGAUGGAGCCAUGAUCUUGUCAACCCUUUCAACCCUUGUUUUUGAGUGCUAUGAUUUUGCUAAGCAACUGCUGCAUACAAAAAGGUGCUUGGGUGUUAAAUUGCUGUUAACUUGCCUUUGACCAACAAAUUUACUUAAGCUAUGCAAGAAAAUUACAAUACAUGUACUCAUCAAGGUUCCAGCUUUCGCUGUUCCCGUCCCGUCCCGUUCCGUCCCGUCAGAGCGCUACUCUCGAACAGUCUGAAAGUUGUCACGUCAGAUAGGUUCGUCCAAUCUUGUCUCGUCCCAGGACGUUCCGGCGCUAGUGCCUCUCGAACCUUCUAGCACUGAAAAAAGCUAUCUUUUUUUUCCGCAUUAUUGCUUGAAUUAUUUUUGCUGAAGGUUUGUACACUGAGAUUAAAAUCCCGUAUGUCUUAUAGACGGUGAAGAUACAAGUAUUGUAACUCAAAGCACCAGCUUUAUGGAAAUUCAGUGUUUGAUAAAAAUAGUUUGGAGUUAUUCAACUGUUUUUUCAAUUUGAAUAUCAGUGAAGAAGAACGGAAUUCUUUAUUAUUCUGUUGUAAAGAUGACUGAUUAGAUAAAUACUUGUUCAUUGAAUUCAGUUUAAGUGUUUCAUAUUAGCUUCUUAGAUGAGAUCCUACAGACUACUGAGCCCUUACGACAGGUCACGACUAGACCAGGGUUCCCAUGGGAACGAAUAUUUUGCAUGCCUAUGGGACAAAACCGGAUGAAGGCCCAGUCACCUCAGACAAAUCACUCUUGAAAUCUAAGUGCAAUUCACUGCAUCAUUUUAUAAUCGACUGAAAGACAACGACGCAUCCAUCUAUCCAUCGUGAAAAAUUAGCUCAACAUACAGGUAUCGAAAGGUUCAUACGCGAACCAGAACUGAUGAUGAUGAGUCGCUGAGAAAACCUGCAGGGUCUUGAUAAACUGGGACAUCUAUUGAAAGUUCAGUGGAAAAAGAGGAUUGAAGUAUAUUUACCAACUGGAAACAGAUUCAAUCUGUACACCCCAGGAGUGUGAACUGCGGAGUCUUGUUCUUAACUACAAACAUAUUCAGAAUCGACAUUGUAUUCCAUCAACAAGAGACUCGAAAAGAUGGUUUUCAUGAAGAAUUUGUGCGAGGAAGUGCACCCGCCAUUUGCUACCUCAGUAAUGACUGCAGCUGUUUCCCUGGUGCUCUGUCUCAUUACUGUACCCGGUAACAUUCUGAUCUGCAUCGCCAUCCUAAAGGAUCCUUAUCGUGAAUUAUGCUCUUCAUUCAACUACUUUGUUCUUCAGUUGGCUCUGAGUGACGUCAUUGUAGGCAUCUUCACCGAGCCUGCCUUUGUCGUGUGGCAUAUUCGCGAGGCCCUCAACUAUGGUGUCAUGGAAACAAUAUGGAUUAUCCACCUUACGUAUUUCAUCUCGUGCACAGCCUCACUUCUUAGCCUUUCAGCUCUUACUCUAGACAGACAUCUAACAGUUGUGUCCAUUAGAAGGAAGCUCUCCUCUCGUUCUGUGGCUCGUAUCUCCGCAAUGAUGUGGUUUUUAUCUCUCACAAUACCUUUCGUUUACUUCGUCACCGGAUUUUACUUGUUUGUGUUUAUAUUCGCCAACACUGCUGUCAUCACAUCCUUUGUGAUCGUAGCAUUUUCUUACUGUCGGAUCUAUCACAAACUAAGAGCACAAAUCUCUCGAUGGCGUUCAUUUUGUCACGAUCAAGUAGCGUCAAAGGCGAUGGCCAUGGAAAAGCAAGUAACAAGAGCAUUUAACUUGAUUUUGAUAUUUUUUAUUUUGUGUCUGAUACCAUCUUGCAUAAUGAUAUACAUUAUAAAUCUUUGUGACACAUGUGACUGCGCACUCAUCCACUGGCUUCGAGAUCUACAAUUCCUUCUAACUUUGGUCAAUUGCUCGAUAAAUCAGUUUUUAUACGCUUGGAGAAUGCCCAACUUCCGAAAAGCAAUAAUGGCUAUCCUUUGCGAUAAGUCCGCGAUAAUAAAUCGCUGCGUAAUUUCGUCAUCUCCCAUCAGAAUAACGAUAUCCUGCAAUCAGAGUGGUAGACUUGAAACACUUGAGUUUUCAUCCCUAAGAAAGUGCAAGCAUGUUGCCGACACUACUAAAGAUUUAAGUGACGAUAUAAACAAUGUGCAACAACCGGCAGAUUUUAUUCGUAUAACGAGUGUAUAGAAUGAUUUUCAUUCUGCCAAAGACAAAGGAAAGAUGGAAAAUCAACGAUUACUCUUCCAGUUUGCAAAGAAAGGGAUAGAAUUGUAAGAAGAUUUUUCAUAAGAGAGAUCAAAAAUAAAGACACUGUCAACCAGCCAACCAGCUCACUUCCUGUACGUUUUACUUAUAGCUAUGUAGGUACCUACAUACCUACCUAUAUUAAUCUACCAACCUACCUACUCGCCUGCCGUGCCCACCUACUCACCCACCUACCUACAUAGCUACCACUAUUUACCAACUAACCUACCUACCCACCUGCCCACCUACCUACAUACCUUCCUAUAUAGCUACUUACCUACUGAUCUAUACCUACCUACUAUACGUAUUUACCUAACCCACCUACCUACCCACGUAUCAACUCACCUACCUCCUAACUACCCACCCAUCCACCUACUUAUGUACAUACCUACCUCCCUAACAAAGUCAAAGAAGGAAAAAGUAACAGCCCUCUACGUUACACCAUUCGUACACCAAGCUGUUAUCUAAAAACUGCCUUUUUAAUGGAACUAUACUGGAAACCUUACACCUUGGAGAAAUUUAGUCAAUGUAAGAAAUGCUAGGGUCUGAAGACUCUCUCAUCGAGCGGAGAUACUCCCUGUCGUUAGAUCAGGCAGCUCGACAAAUGAUCUAAUACAAGUUUAUGCGUAAAACUUAGCUUGUCCUUGUUCUUAUUCUUGUCCAUAGACAGCAAAGUCCUGAACUUAAAAUUGAUCGCAAUAUCUAGAAUAUAAUCUGAACUUUACUUCCUUGAAUUCUUCAAGUAAUGCAUCU
Orbicella faveolata is the source of this 3118-nucleotide messenger RNA. RefSeq names its product dopamine receptor D5-like. The record is from RefSeq and is a predicted model, not a curated record. NCBI's taxonomy places the organism in Eukaryota, Metazoa, Cnidaria, Anthozoa, Scleractinia, Merulinidae. Gene Ontology annotation, biological process: G protein-coupled receptor signaling pathway. Gene Ontology annotation, molecular function: G protein-coupled receptor activity. Gene Ontology annotation, cellular component: plasma membrane.